ACAAUGCCACGGAUCCCCUUGACGCGGUCCGUACGUAUCACAUCGACAGUUCGACGCCAAAUGGUAUGCCCCUAAUACGGCCGGCUAAAAUUAACAGUUUCUUAAUCACAGCUACUCCGUCGAUGCUAGCUAGUUCCAAUCAUACCAGCUCACACGCACGAUAGCAUCACAGCAAGAAGAUCAUUGUUGAUGCCGGAAACUCUGACCUGCAGGCCGCAGGCUUAUAAAACGCCGCCUUCAACCUGUCGCCACGCUUCCAAGUUUCCUCCGCCGGCGCUCGCCAUUUCUUACUCGCCUGCUGCGCUGCGUGCGCAAGAGACAGCAAAAGGAAGGAUGGGGAACUGCGGGUUGAAGCCCAAGGCGCUAGGCGACGACGACGCUCCCCCGCCCGCCGAGCUGCCGACGCCGGCGGCCGGCGCGGAACAGGAAGUGGCGCCGCCGGCGGAGGUGGAAGAGGCACAGGCACAGGCACCUGCGGAGGAAACUAGCAGGGCCGUCGAGCAGGAAGGUACGGCCACAGCCGCUGACAGGAAAGAGCAUGAGGAACCAAAGGAAACCGAGGGCAAGGAACUCCCAAAGGAGAAGGAAGCGGCGGGGGAGGAGGCCGGCAGCGGCGGCGAACUCCCGCCGUCCACGCCGGCGAGCGUCGCUUGAAUUCAAGUGUUAAGAUGAAUGUGUUUGUUGCUACAUGCAUGCUCCGCUUUGAUUUAUUUGGUGUCGGUGAUUUUAAGUUUCAGAGUUUGUUUGGGACAUUUUCAGGAGUAGUCCUGAGCUGCACUGUGUUGGCGCUGCAGGCCUUGUAUACAUACAGUCGUUUCAUUUUAUUCUA
Molecule: messenger RNA, 829 nt
Organism: Hordeum vulgare subsp. vulgare (domesticated barley)
Lineage: Eukaryota; Viridiplantae; Streptophyta; Magnoliopsida; Poales; Poaceae
Product: skin secretory protein xP2-like
Exons: 2
Coding region: 190-654 (154 amino acids)
Source: RefSeq, a predicted model, not a curated record